AUUCCAUGAGUUCCAAUUAUUAAAAUUUAUUAGAUUUUCUUCCUUAUCCGUAUUUUUAUUUAAACAAUUUACUAUUAAUUCCUGAUUAUCUUUUUCAUACUCAUUUUCUUUUUCUAUUUCAAAAUUCAAUUCAUUUGGCCAAUUAUUUUCUGGUCUUUUUAACCGAUCAGGACCUUCCCACCAGAUAUGGCAUUUUUCUAAUUCAGAUGCCAUUAUACCACGUGUGGCUAUAUCUGCUGGAUUAUCGCUUGUAUUUACAUAACCGAAUUUUAUUCCAUUAUUUUUUCUUAUUUCAUUUAUUCUAUUUUCUACAAAUUUCUCAUUUUUUCCUCCGGCCUUUAUCCAACUUAAUACCGGCUUUGAAUCACACCAUAAAAAUUUAUCUUUUAUUUCAACUCCAAUUUGCUUCUCUACAAAUUCUAAAGCUCUUUUAGCAAUA
Messenger RNA from Meloidogyne enterolobii, 439 nucleotides. Lineage: Eukaryota; Metazoa; Nematoda; Chromadorea; Rhabditida; Meloidogynidae. The record is from the annotation of a GenBank genome assembly.